Molecule: messenger RNA, 1780 nt
Organism: Vigna unguiculata (cowpea)
Lineage: Eukaryota; Viridiplantae; Streptophyta; Magnoliopsida; Fabales; Fabaceae
Product: tubulin beta-1 chain
Biological process (GO): microtubule-based process
Cellular component (GO): microtubule
Molecular function (GO): GTP binding; structural constituent of cytoskeleton; GTPase activity
Source: RefSeq, a predicted model, not a curated record
UUUUUAUUUUCAUGUUGACACUAAGAAAAUCAAGUACCAUUUUCAUAAAUCUUAUCACCCCCUUUUGCCUUGUCCCUACAAAAGGACCAACCCCUCUUCCUCUUCCCUUCUCAACUUCUCCUGCAUCAAUCACAAUUCUCAACCCUCUUCAAUAUGAGAGAAAUCCUUCAUGUUCAAGCUGGCCAAUGUGGCAACCAAAUUGGAGGCAAGUUCUGGGAGGUGAUGUGUGAUGAACAUGGGAUAGAUGCCACUGGAAAUUACAUAGGAGACUCUCAUCUUCAACUUGAGAGGGUUAGCGUCUACUACAAUGAAGCAAGUGGAGGACGCUAUGUUCCUCGAGCUGUUCUUAUGGACCUUGAACCGGGGACCAUGGACAGCUUGCGAUCUGGUCCUUAUGGCAAAAUUUUCAGGCCUGAUAACUUUGUCUUUGGUCAAAAUGGAGCUGGAAACAACUGGGCCAAGGGGCAUUACACUGAGGGAGCAGAGCUUAUUGAUUCUGUUCUUGAUGUUGUUCGUAAAGAAGCUGAGAACUGUGACUGCUUGCAGGGGUUUCAAAUUUGUCACUCACUAGGAGGUGGAACUGGGUCUGGAAUGGGUACCUUGCUGAUCUCAAAGAUCAGAGAAGAGUAUCCAGAUAGAAUGAUGUUGACAUUCUCAGUGUUCCCUUCUCCUAAGGUCUCUGACACAGUAGUUGAACCCUACAAUGCCACUCUCUCUGUUCACCAACUGGUUGAGAAUGCAGAUGAAUGCAUGGUCCUUGACAACGAAGCACUCUAUGAUAUCUGUUUCCGAACACUCAAGCUCACAAACCCAAGUUUUGGUGAUCUGAACCAUUUGAUCUCAACAACAAUGAGCGGAGUAACGUGCUGCCUCCGAUUCCCCGGCCAACUCAACUCCGACCUCCGCAAGCUGGCGGUGAACCUCAUCCCCUUCCCGCGGCUCCACUUCUUCAUGGUGGGUUUCGCGCCGUUAACCUCCCGCGGCUCGCAGCAGUACCGGUCCCUGACGAUCCCGGAGCUGACGCAGCAGAUGUGGGACGCGCGCAACAUGAUGUGCGCCGCCGACCCCCGGCACGGACGGUACCUGACGGCGUCGGCGAUGUUCCGCGGGAAGAUGAGCACGAAGGAGGUGGACCAGCAGAUGAUAAACGUGCAGAACAAGAACUCGUCGUACUUCGUGGAGUGGAUUCCGAACAACGUGAAGUCGAGCGUGUGCGACAUUCCCCCCACCGGCCUCUCCAUGUCCUCCACCUUCAUGGGCAACUCCACCUCCAUCCAGGAGAUGUUCCGGCGCGUCUCCGAUCAGUUCACCGUCAUGUUCAAGAGAAAGGCUUUCUUGCAUUGGUACACCGCGGAGGGCAUGGACGAGAUGGAGUUCACGGAGGCUGAGAGUAACAUGAACGACUUGGUCGCUGAGUACCAACAGUAUCAAGACGCCGCCGCCGUGGAAGAGGGAGAGGUUGACGAGGACGACGAGGAUGACCUCGCUGCAUGAGAAUCACAUCAAACACGUGUAACUGUGUUUGACAUCGGAAUAGUCGAAAACUACGUAUGAUGCCAACUAUCUAAUAAUUUCUCUUCCUUGUUCAUGUCAUGAAAUGCAAGUCUUUGUAUAUGGAAGGGAAGGGUGUGUUACGUAUGUGUAUAGUUAUGGUUUGAUUGAUUAUUUGCAAUUUGAGUGAGGAAUAUUUUUAAGGAUUUUGCUUUGCUGUUUUUGUUUCUCAUUGCCUUUAAUUGUUGUGGGUUUUUGUUUUUGUUGUCAAUGUUAAUGCUUUCCCAUA